AUGACUGCCUGGAUCGUCCUGCCGGUCAGCCUGUCUGCCUUCUCCAUCACAGGAAUAUGGAUAGUGUAUGCCAUGGCUGUUAUGAAUCGCCAUGUUUGUCCUGUGGAGAACUGGUCCUACAAUAUAACAUGCACAGAAGAGCUUCUCCGACCAGGCUUGCCCAAGACCUGCUGCACCAUCCAGGACAUCCCCCUCAUCAGUAAAUGUGGUUCUUACCCUCCUGAAAGCUGCCUGUUUAGCCUCAUCGCCAAUGUUGGAGCCUUUAUGGUGGUGAUGGUGUGCCUUUUGCGCUACGCCCAGGUGAUAGAACACAGCCACAGAUGUUGGGUAAACACCAGCGCGCUGGUGUCAGGCUGCACCAACGCAGUGGGUCUGGUAAUGGUGGGCAACUUCCAGGUUGACCACGCCAAGUCUCUUCACUACGUGGGCGCCGGCGUGGCCUUUCCAGCAGGGCUGCUCUUCGUGUGCUUACAGUGCGUGCUCACCUAUCGGGUGGCCGUCACCGCCCUCGACUAUUGGAUGGCCCAUUUCCGUGUGACUCUGGCCCUCGCAGCCAUGGUCUCCCUCGUACUCAGCGGCAUCUUCUUUGUGCAUGAGAGCUUCACACUCCAGCACGCCGCAGCCAUCUGCGAGUGGGUCUUCACCGUGGACAUCCUGGUCUUUUACGGCACCUUCACCUACGAGUUCGGCACGGUCACCGGCGAGACCAUGAUAGCCGGCCUGCAACAGUGUCUCCACCACGGCUCGGGGGUGAUGUUAGGCCCCAGGACCAGGGACUCGGCACUGAGCGGGGCGACCAAGGGUCUCAAGUCACCCGGGGGUAGCAGCACAUCCACGCAUCUCAACUGUACCCCUGAGAGUAUAGCCAUGUUGUGA
Molecule: messenger RNA, 876 nt
Organism: Nerophis lumbriciformis (worm pipefish)
Lineage: Eukaryota; Metazoa; Chordata; Actinopteri; Syngnathiformes; Syngnathidae
Source: RefSeq, a predicted model, not a curated record